Papaver somniferum (opium poppy) is the source of this 2193-nucleotide messenger RNA. RefSeq names its product calcium-dependent protein kinase 20-like. Gene Ontology annotation, molecular function: calcium-dependent protein serine/threonine kinase activity; ATP binding; calmodulin binding. Gene Ontology annotation, cellular component: cytoplasm; nucleus. Gene Ontology annotation, biological process: intracellular signal transduction; peptidyl-serine phosphorylation; protein autophosphorylation. The coding region runs from base 214 to 1803 and encodes 529 amino acids. The record is from RefSeq and is a predicted model, not a curated record. The transcript has 8 exons. Lineage: Eukaryota; Viridiplantae; Streptophyta; Magnoliopsida; Ranunculales; Papaveraceae.
AACCCUAACCAUUUCAUUUCGCUUUACUAUCUUAGCCUCGUAACCUGUUCCUCUUCAUACUCACCUUCGCUGGUGGUUGGUUGCACUACAGUUACAUUUUUCUACUAUUUUUUUCAAAAAUAAAGAGUUAUUUUGAUUUUAGGUUAUUUCAUUUCCAUAUUUGGUAAAUAUUUUUAGAUCGGGAGAUUUGAAAUUUCAAAGGCUCUCUGAUCUAUGGGGAAUUGCUGUGCAAGGCCAGAUGGUAAGCAAAAUGAGAAGAAGAAGAAGAAGAAACAGAAUCCAUUCUCAGUUGAUUAUAGUGUAAAUCACGGAUCAGGUGGUGGAGAUACUAAAUUGUGUGUUUUGAAAGAUCCAACUGGUCGUGACAUUGAGAUUACAUAUGAAUUAGGUCGUGAGUUAGGGAGAGGUGAAUUUGGUAUCACUUAUCUAUGCACAGAUAAAGCAUCAGGUGAUGAAUACGCUUGCAAAUCAAUCUCAAAAAAGAAGCUCAGAACAGCUGUCGAUAUCGAAGAUGUUAGAAGAGAAGUAGAGAUUAUGAAGCAUUUGCCUAAACAUCCCAACAUCGUAACCCUAAAAGACACUUACGAGGAUGAUAACGCCGUGCAUCUUGUAAUGGAGCUUUGUGAAGGUGGGGAAUUGUUUGAUAGAAUCGUCGCCAGGGGGCAUUACACUGAACGUGCUGCUGCAUUGGUUACUCGUACAAUUGUUGAAGUUGUUCAGAUGUGUCACAAGGAAGGCGUGAUGCACCGAGACCUUAAACCUGAGAACUUUUUAUUUGCUAACAAAAAGGAGUCAGCAGCUCUCAAAGCCAUUGAUUUUGGAUUGUCUGUAUUCUUUAAGCCUGGUGAGCAAUUUACUGAAAUAGUUGGAAGUCCUUACUACAUGGCACCAGAAGUCCUAAAGCGAAGCUAUGGUCCGGAGGUUGAUGUCUGGAGUGCAGGAGUGAUCCUUUACAUCCUACUUUGUGGAGUCCCACCUUUCUGGGCUGAAACUGAACAAGGGGUUGCACAGGCAAUUAUCCGCUCUAUGAUAGAUUUUAAAAGAGAUCCGUGGCCAAAAGUUUCUGAAAACGCAAAAGAUCUGGUUAGGGGGAUGCUUAAUCCUGAUCCGAAGCAGCGUUUGACCGCUCAUGCAGUGCUUGAUCAUCCCUGGUUACAAAACUGGAAGAAGGCUCCAAAUGUUUCUCUCGGUGAAACUGUGAAAGCAAGGCUCAAACAAUUUUCAGUUAUGAACAAGCUUAAAAAGAGAGCUCUUAGGGUGGUGGCUGAGCAUUUGUCAAUGGAGGAAGUGGCUGGUAUAAAAGACACAUUUGAUAUGAUGGACAUAAACAAAAAUGGAAAGCUAACCCUUGUGGAGCUGAAAGAUGGUUUGCAUAAGAUCGGUCAUCAGAUUGCCGAUGCAGAUAUUCAGAUACUAAUGGAAGCUGCUGAUGCAGAUGGAAAUGGAACUCUGGAUUAUGGAGAGUUUGUUGCACUUGCCGUUCAUAUUAGAAAGAUCGGCAAUGAUGAUCACUUGCGCAAAGCAUUCGAUUUCUUUGAUAAAAACCAGAGUGGUUAUAUAGAGAUUGAAGAGCUACGGGAAGCUCUAGCUGAUGAAGUGGACCCCAACAAUGAGGAAGUUAUCAGUGCUAUUAUGCGUGAUGUUGACACAGACAAGGAUGGGCAAAUAAGUUAUGAAGAAUUUGCUGCAAUGAUGAAGGCUGGGACAGAUUGGAGAAAAGCGUCGAGACAGUAUUCAAGAGAGAGAUUCAAUAGUCUAAGCUUGAAGUUGAUGAAGGAUGGGUCGUUGCAUGUGAACAUGUAAACAAUGAGGGUAGAUGAUACUACAGAAAGGAAAACCGAAAAAGUAGUACCAAAAAGGACAGUCUGUCAUUAUUCUUGUGCUUGCAAAUUGCUUCCUCUUUCCGCCUAUUCAUUUUAUCCGUAUGUUGUUCUUUUUUCCAGGUUUGAUUCCUUAUUGUAUAUUAGGAUCAGAGUCAGCUUUGGUAGUCUUCCCAAGUCAUUGCUGCUGUGCGGGAAUCAGCAGUACACUAAUUGUUAUUUAUCGAUGCUUGGGGUUAGGUGUCAAAUUUGUCCCCGAAUUGCUACAUUUAUCUCUUCCGUUUUGUAAGUUUCCAAGAAAAGGAAUGUUGGAAGGUAAAUAUUGAAAAAUUGGUAUCUUCACUGUAGAUAAUUUUAAAAUGGCUCAAAAUUU